ACAUAUUUCAUUGCCUACCUUAGUAUGCGAAUAGCUUUAUUUAGGUAUAUGUUUAUAUAAAUUAUUUAAAAAUACUUGCAUGUUAUUUUUAAUUCUAAUUAUGUUUUCAACGCAUAUCUUCAGCUUGAAAGAAUAUGUAAAAUUAUACAUUUUCCUAUACGUAUAGCAUAAGAUCGAUAUAUUUUGUUUAUAUUUGCGUAAGAGAUAUGUGAGGUUAUGUUAUGAAAUUAAAAAAUUGACGCCAUAUUUGGCAACUAUGCAAUAUGGCAGUACUCGUUGUGCGUAAACUAUAAUACAAAUAUAGCAUUAAGAGACAUCGAUGAAGAACAUCUUACUUGAAGUAUUUUAUCAAGUUUAUCACUUAAACUUCUUAUAGGUUUUUAAAACUUUAUCAAAUACGUGAUAAUGUGGCAAGAUAAAGAGAUAAGAUUUGAUGUAUUUUACACUCAAAUGCAAUUACGAUCUGGUGAAAUGAUGGUAGAUAAACUCGAUCUAAUAGAAGACACGAAAGGAAAUUCUGGUGACAAUGGGAGAUUAAUUGUAACGAAUCUGCGAAUUUUAUGGCAUUCUUUGUCUUUACCAAGAAUUAAUUUAAGUAUUGGUUUCAAUACUUUCGUUACAAUCAAUUCAAAAACUGUAAGUACAAUUAAAGGUGGAUACACACAAGCCUUACACAUUUUAACGUCUUUUCGAAAUAGUCAAUAUGAAUUUAUAUUCACAAAUUUAGAUUCGAAAAGUACUAGACAUUAUACCUCAGUUAUUGGUGUAUAUAGAGCUUAUACGUCAUCCAAAAUUUAUCGAGAAAUUAAAUUAAGAAGUGGUAUUAUUAAUGAAAAUAGAUUGACUUUGUUGCCAUAUGAAAAAGUUCAUUCCAGUUCACCAGACGUAUGGAAUUUAUCUGUGGAGCAGGGAAAUGUCGGAACUUUAAUCGUUACGAAUAUUCGACUUGUAUGGUUUGCAGAUAUGAAUAAUCAAUUUAAUGUAUCGAUACCAUACCUAUCGAUUGCUAGCGUUACAAUUAGAAAUUCGAAAUUUGGGCCGACUUUAGUAAUAUUAAGCGACGAAAAUAAUGGUGGAUAUAUAUUAGGAUUUCGUAUAAAUCCAGCACAAAAACUUAAUACUCUUCAUAAAGAAAUAAAUAUAUUAAUAACAGCGUAUAAUAAGUCACCAAUCUUUGGUGUAGACUACACUCUUGAAUAUCAGGGACCGAUGGAAGAAGAGAUUCACCCAGAACGUUUCAAUGAAAUACAAGAUAAUCAGGCUGACAUUUCAGAUGCUUUUGGGUAUUAUUUUUUUGAAGGAGGCUUCAUGCAAAGGAAAGCAAAUUUCUCAAAUUAUUUAGGAUUAGCUAUAGAAGAUCCCAGAGAAGGAAGCACUUUACAAAAUUUAUGGGAACUUGUUCCAUCUACUUGAUUCAUUUUUCUACGUAUUAAGAAUAUUUUCUUUUAUAGACACCCUUGGCAUAUAAUAAAGCUUCUACCGACCUAUUAAGAUCGAACAAACAUCGUGCUAACCUAUAAAUAUCGUACAUAUGUUAAAAAUAAAACAAAUAAAAAAAC
Polistes canadensis is the source of this 1559-nucleotide messenger RNA. It is a transcript of the gene BBS5, whose product is annotated as Bardet-Biedl syndrome 5 protein homolog. The coding region runs from base 406 to 1413 and encodes 335 amino acids. The record is from RefSeq and is a predicted model, not a curated record. Gene Ontology annotation, biological process: intracellular transport; cilium assembly. Gene Ontology annotation, cellular component: BBSome; ciliary basal body. The transcript is spliced from 9 exons. Gene Ontology annotation, molecular function: phosphatidylinositol-3-phosphate binding. Lineage: Eukaryota; Metazoa; Arthropoda; Insecta; Hymenoptera; Vespidae.